Molecule: messenger RNA, 768 nt
Organism: Aspergillus chevalieri
Lineage: Eukaryota; Fungi; Ascomycota; Eurotiomycetes; Eurotiales; Aspergillaceae
Product: SDR family NAD(P)-dependent oxidoreductase
Exons: 3
Coding region: 1-768 (255 amino acids)
Molecular function (GO): oxidoreductase activity, acting on the CH-OH group of donors, NAD or NADP as acceptor
Source: RefSeq, a predicted model, not a curated record
AUGGCACUGAAUGAAAUCAAGGGCCGACUGGCUCUGAUCACAGGUGCAUCUGGAGGAAUCGGCGCAGCAUGCGCACACCAACUUUUCCAGAAGGGUGUUCACCUGGCCCUGACCUACUCGAGUAACAAGACAGCAAUGGAUACUCUGGUCGAAGAGCUCAAAACUAAAUAUCACACGGUCGAUGACAAACCCCUUCGCAUCUCAGCGCAUCAGGUGGACGUCGCUUCCGCAGAACAAAUCCAGGCGAUGUUCAAGCAGAUCGAUCAGCAACAUGGCCAGCGACCCGACAUCCUUGUCUCCAACGCCGGGUACGGCAAGCGCGUGCCGCAGGUUUGGGAUAUUACGCUCGAAGAAUUCGAUUACACGAUCAACGUCAACCUCCGCGCCUCAUUUAUUCUUGUGAAGGGCGUUGUAGAGCAUAUGAGGAACCAACGAUGGGGUCGGAUUGUGUUCAUGUCUUCGAUAGCUGGGUAUGGUGGAGGGAUUAAUGGAUGCCAUUACGCCUCAUCCAAAGCCGGCAUGACCGGUAUGAUGAAGAACCUGUCGACUCGUCUGGCAGAACACAAUAUCAGUGUCAACGACGUAGCACCAGCAAUCAUUGGGGACACGGGAAUGAUCCCCAACGCCCAGUCAGUUCCUGAGAUCGCGUCGAGUAUACCCCUUGGACGGGUGGGAACACCCGAGGAAGUCGCUAAUGUGGUGACUAUGCUUGUUACGACUGGUUAUAUGACGGGGCAGAGUCUCCUGCUGGCGGGAGGAUUGAAGUAG